Molecule: messenger RNA, 1508 nt
Organism: Rhincodon typus (whale shark)
Lineage: Eukaryota; Metazoa; Chordata; Chondrichthyes; Orectolobiformes; Rhincodontidae
Product: protein GPR107-like
Exons: 16
Coding region: 108-1508 (466 amino acids)
Biological process (GO): transport
Cellular component (GO): membrane; Golgi apparatus
Source: RefSeq, a predicted model, not a curated record
GAUCGAGAGUUCAUUUAAACACCUUUGGCUUCAACACCAAUGGGACUUUGAAUGUCAACCUCACGAGUCUUCGAUUAAAAACAACUAUUGACCUGACGAAGAUCACAAUGGGGUUUAGCCUUGCAAAAACGAAGACUGAUGGUGUGGCUGCCUAUACAGUAGAUGACUCUGACACAUGUUUGCUCGAGAAAUAUAACAGUUCUUCAGGUGAUUCCCUCACCCUCUUCAAAUUUGAUCUAACACUGAAAAAAGUUUUCAUGAAGAAACAAGGUGGACAGAAAAAGCUGCAGAUAAUGCAACCGGAUGAUCAACAGAAUUCUGAAACGAAAAAUACACCAACUGUGAAGAAAGAUGACCAACAGGCAAAGAGCCCUGGGCCAAAAGUAGCGGUCCAAAAGAAUGUUAAACCUGGUUCAAAGUCAAGACGGAAAAGAGAAACAGAUCAAAGUAAGGGCAAAGAAGCGUCAAAAGGAAAAGUGCAGCCAGUUGAAGAGAAGAAAGCUGAAAAGGACGAGGAAGUUUUUGAACUGCACCACGAGAAUGAAAGCUACGCCUUCAAUUUCUUCAUAAAGAUUCCAAGCCCAGCAGAGGAAGGGCUUUAUACUCUCAGCUUCCACAACUGUUAUAAGAUCCCUUCAGAGAAAAAAAAAGCUGUUGCAUUUGACAUGACAAUUGACAUAACGGCAAAAAAUCCGAGGACCUACCUUUCUGCUGGCGAGUUCCCACUACCUGUGCUGUACCUGGUGAUGUCUGGGUUUUUCUUUGUGGCAGCCUUAUUCUGGGUCUCCCUGCUUCUAAAGCACAGGAGCAGUGUAUUUAAAAUCCACUGGUUGAUGGCUGCAUUGGCGUUCACCAAAUCCAUCUCCAUACUGUUCCAUGCAAUCAACUACUAUUUCAUUGCUGUUAAAGGAUCAGCGAUCGAAGGUUGGGCUGUGAUGUACUACAUUACUCAUCUAUUGAAAGGUGCCCUGCUGUUUAUUACUUUGGCUUUGAUCGGCACAGGAUGGGCUUUUAUAAAAUAUAUCCUGUCAGAUAAAGACAAAAAGAUCUUUAUGAUCGUGAUUCCUCUUCAGGUGUUAGCAAAUACAGCCUUUAUCAUCAUUGAAUCGACAGAAGAGGGGACGAGCGAAUAUGCCUUGUGGAAGGAGAUUCUGUUCCUGGUGGAUCUUAUUUGCUGUGGAGCGAUCCUGUUUCCUGUUGUUUGGUCAAUUAGGCACUUGCAGGAGGCCUCAAGCACGGAUGGUAAAGCUGCAAUGAAUCUGGCCAAAUUGAAACUCUUCAGGCAUUUUUAUGUCAUGAUUGUUUGUUAUAUAUAUUUCACCAGAAUCAUCGCUAUUCUUCUUAAGUUCACUGUUCCGUUUCAGUGGCAGUGGAUGUACAAUUUUCUAGUGGAGGCAUCAACGUUGGUGUUCUUUGUGCUGACUGGGUACAAGUUUCGGCCAGCCUCCAACAACCCCUACUUACAGCUCCCUCAGGAUGAGGAGGAUGUCACAAUGGAUGAAGUGUAA